Lodderomyces oxycetoniae is the source of this 1314-nucleotide messenger RNA. RefSeq names its product beta-tubulin (gene TUB2). Gene Ontology annotation, molecular function: structural constituent of cytoskeleton; GTPase activity; GTP binding. Gene Ontology annotation, cellular component: cytoplasm; microtubule. The record is from RefSeq and is a predicted model, not a curated record. The transcript has 2 exons. Gene Ontology annotation, biological process: microtubule cytoskeleton organization; mitotic cell cycle. Lineage: Eukaryota; Fungi; Ascomycota; Pichiomycetes; Serinales; Debaryomycetaceae. Bases 1 to 1314 code for a protein of 437 amino acids.
AUGAGAGAGAUUGGAGCAGCAUUUUGGGAAACUAUUUGUACCGAGCAUGGUUUAGAUAACAAUGGAAACUAUGUUGGCGAUAAUAUUUUGCAAAAGUCAAAAUUGGACGUGUAUUUCAACGAGGCAAGUUCGGGAAAAUAUGUCCCACGAGCAGUUUUGAUUGAUUUAGAACCUGGCACUAUUGAUAAUGUCAAGACAUCAAACAUUGGUAAUUUAUUUAGACCUGAUAACUAUAUUUUUGGUCAAAGUUCUGCUGGCAAUGUUUGGGCCAAGGGCCACUAUACUGAAGGUGCAGAAUUAGUUGAUUCAGUAUUGGAAGUCGUUAGAAGAGAAGCUGAAGGGUGCGAUUCCUUACAAGGUUUCCAAAUCACUCACUCCUUGGGUGGUGGUACUGGUUCUGGUAUGGGAACUUUAUUGAUUUCCAAAAUAAGAGAGGAGUUCCCCGAUAGAAUGAUGGCUACUUUUUCUGUUGUUCCAUCGCCAAAGGUUUCCGAUACCGUUAUUGAACCAUAUAAUGCAACCUUAUCGGUUCACCAAUUGGUGGAAAACUCAGAUGAAACAUUUUGCAUCGAUAAUGAAGCUUUAUACAACAUUUGUCAAAAGACAUUGAAAUUGCCACAGCCAUCAUAUGUCGAGUUGAACAACUUGGUAUCUUCAGUCAUGUCUGGUGUUACUACCUCGUUACGUUAUCCAGGUCAAUUGAACUCUGAUUUAAGAAAGUUGGCAGUUAAUUUAGUUCCUUUCCCAAGAUUACAUUUUUUCAUGGUUGGUUAUGCGCCUUUAACUUCAAUUGGCUCUAAAUCCUUUAGGUCUGUUACUGUUCCUGAGUUGACCCAGCAAAUGUUUGACUCUAAGAAUAUGAUGGCGGCGUCGGAUCCUAGAAAUGGCCGUUAUUUAACAGUUGCUGCGUUCUUUAGAGGUAAAGUAUCGGUUAAGGAAGUCGAUGAUGAAAUGCACAAGAUACAAACUAGAAACGCAGCUUAUUUCGUUGAGUGGAUUCCAAAUAAUGUUCAAACCGCGGUAUGUUCUGUUCCUCCUAAAGAUUUGGACAUGUCUGCUACAUUUAUUGGUAAUUCUACUUCAAUUCAGGAAUUGUUCAAGAGAGUUGGUGACCAAUUUAGUGCAAUGUUUAGAAGAAAAGCGUUCUUGCAUUGGUAUACUUCAGAAGGUAUGGAUGAAAUGGAGUUUACUGAAGCCGAAUCAAAUAUGAAUGAUUUGGUAAGUGAGUACCAACAAUACCAAGAGGCAAGCAUUGACGAAGAAGACUUGGACUACCCUGAUGAAGCUCCAAUGGAAGAAGCUGUUAUGGAAUAG